GUCGCUUAGUUAGUCUUGAGUGUCGGGCGGUGAAACUACUUGCAGACUUGCUCUCUCUUUGUCUUCGCCGGAGCGCAUGAGCAACAGUUUUAAAGAAACAAACCAAACUGCAUUUGAUGGAGUUGUGACUGUCUUGUUUCUGCAAUUUAUGAAUUGUUGGUUAAAUUGACAAUUGCACAUUCAUUUACAUGUUCAGUUUUCGUGGUGUCGGCAACGACGCGUCGUCAGUAAAAUUAAAGUGUUUAUUCUGGCCGUUUUAUAAUUUUUGUGCUCCCAAGUAUCGGUAACAGUUACUCGAAAGUGGACGCCAAUGCAAAAAUGCAGAAAUUGUAUUAUUCAAGUACCUGUAUUAAAUAAUCCAUUUGCAUUGGUGAAAGUGUGUUAACUGCUUCUCUUAUGCACGAUCACAUAGCAGCAACAAUAUUGAAUUAAGCGGCGGCCAAUGAAACUUGUAGACAACGGACAACGAACGGACAACAGACAACAACAACAACAACAACAAAAAACAACUGAUGAAUGCAGAUUAAAGAAGAUUGAAAGUGCACCAAAACAAAAAGUUUAACACGCGACUGUUUGUUCAUCAAGCAUUCAAACAUAACAUAAAUACGUUCCACACCGGAUUUGAAUUUUAUGUCUCGGAAUAUACAUAGCAAUCAGCGAAUAAAUAGCAACAUGUAUCGAAUAAGCACCCUGUUGAUUAUCAUAUACUCCAGCCAGGCCCUGGGUGCGAAUAUUUUAAUGGCCACCAUGGGAGGUACAAAGUCACACAAAAUACCAUUUUGGGAGCUUGCUAAAGGAUUGAUAAGCAGAGGCCACAACAUAACGUUCCUUAAUGGAUUUCCAGCAGAUUUUCAUAUCGAUGGCCUGCAUGAGGUAACACCAACAAGACUCGUUGAGUAUAUACAAAAUUACACGAAUUGGGAUUUACUUGGUUCCAGAAUGAAUGGCGAAAUGCCCAUUAAACCAUGGGAUGGAUUACGCUUUGCAUUUGAGUCAUGCGACGCAAUGUUGAGUGAUGCUGAGACCAAAGAUUUGGCGAGUCGUACCUUUGAUCUGGCCAUACUAGACGGCGCAUUUCCCGAGUGUGUACAGGGUCUGGUACAUCAGUACAAGAUACCUUUUAUGUACAUUAACACUGUUGGAUUUUACAUGGGCAGUUUGUCCCUUUCAGGGAAUCCUGCCAGUUAUGCAGUAACUCCGAACUUUUACUCCCACUUUACGGAUACCAUGAGCCUUUACGAGAGAGCACUGAAUACAGGCAUGCAAAUUGGGCAAAACAUAUUGCACAGUUAUGUCAUGCGCCGUACACAUCGUGUUCUGCAGGAUCACUUGGGUUCCCAUAUCCCUCACCCCUACGAAAUGGCUCGCAAUGUGAGCUUCAUCCUCCAGAAUGGACAUGCGGUCGUCUCUUAUCCCCGCGCAUUAAAUCCAAAUGUAGCAGAGGUGGCUUGCAUACACUGUAAGCCUGCUCGACCGUUACCUAAAGACUUGGAUGACUUUAUUGCGACAUCAGGUGCUUCAGGUUUCGUUUAUGUGUCGAUGGGCUCCUCUGUAAAAGCUGCCAAUAUGCCAGAAUCGCUACGGCGUAUGCUUGUAAAGACAUUCGCGCGUUUGCCCUACCAUGUGCUGUGGAAGUAUGAAGGCAACGCGGCAGACAUGCACGACCUUUCACCUAAUGUCAAGCUAUCUCGCUGGCUGCCACAGCAGGACAUUCUUGGCCACAGCAAGUUGCGUGCAUUUAUUACUCAUGGAGGUCUUCUGAGUAUGUUCGAAACUGUCUACCAUGGUGUGCCGGUAGUCACAAUGCCUGUGUUCUGCGAUCACGACGUGAACUCGGCAAAAGCAGAGGUCGAUGGUUACGCCAUCAAGCUGGACUUAGAGACUCUCUCCACGAAUCAAUUAUAUAAAGCAAUUAUGAGCGUGAUUCAUGACCCGCGAUUCAGAAAUGCAGCCCGAUAUCGUCAGAACUUAUUGAAAGAUCAGCGAUCCACAGCCCUAGAUACAGCCAUUUACUGGACAGAGUAUGUCCUGCGACACGAUGGUGCAUAUCAUUUACAGUCUCCAGCGCGAUAUUUGAGCUGGUGGCAGUACUAUCUCCUUGAUGUGGUUGUCAUCUACUUACUGGCCUUAUGUGUUGUGGUGCUAAUGGUGAAGCGUCUGGAUAUUCGGUCUGAUAAAGUGCGCAGCCAGCAUUUUCCCAACCUUCCCCCAACAACGAAAAAGAAAUCCAAGAAAUUGUGAAAAUUUCGCAAAACAUACAAUUCGUACCUAACAUAUAAUAUCUUGGAAAUUUUAAAUAUGCGGGGGAUACAAAAUUUAAUAAUUAUUCACAUCCUAUUUAAUUCAUUGCAAAGUGAUAUAGUUUGAAACAGGCUACACAAUGAUAUAUUAGUUAUCGUGUCCCAAUGGGCAGCGUAUUAAGAUUGUAACACAUUAGAUUAAAAGUCAGCGACAAUCGCAAAUUCGCUAUUGUGCAGCAUGGGUUGGGAUAAUAUUAUUUGCCUGUUUAAUUUAUUUCGAGCAGAUAACUGUGGUACAAUAUUUGAGAUACCGAUACCUCUGAAUCUCAAGCAUACAUAUGUAUCUACUAAUGUCGUUUGAGUCAUUUGAUUUCUCAAACAUAAGUUUAAUUGAAUACAGAUAAAGUUUAUAACCCUUUAAGGUUUUUGCUCUUUUGGAUAAAGUGCCUUGUAAAUAGUGUCUUCAUUUAUAAGUAGAAUUAAAUACACAAAAUUAAAAUUGAAAAAUCAUUUAUUGCGAAGCUCAAAAUUUUGUGCAACAUUUGCAUAUGCGAAAAAUUUAAACCAAAGUCUACAAAUCGUUACUACAUUAAUUCAAUUUUAUUGUUAAAAUACUAUGGGUAGUUGAAAUAAAAUGAAGUUUAACCUUUAAA
This is a messenger RNA of Drosophila innubila, 2893 nucleotides long. It is a transcript of the gene Ugt50B3, whose product is annotated as UDP-glucuronosyltransferase 2C1. Gene Ontology annotation, molecular function: UDP-glycosyltransferase activity. The coding region runs from base 631 to 2241 and encodes 536 amino acids. The record is from RefSeq and is a predicted model, not a curated record. The transcript has 6 exons. Lineage: Eukaryota; Metazoa; Arthropoda; Insecta; Diptera; Drosophilidae.